Molecule: messenger RNA, 1339 nt
Organism: Erythranthe guttata (spotted monkey flower)
Lineage: Eukaryota; Viridiplantae; Streptophyta; Magnoliopsida; Lamiales; Phrymaceae
Product: Phospholipid/glycerol acyltransferase family protein
Biological process (GO): phospholipid metabolic process
Source: RefSeq, a predicted model, not a curated record
AUGAUGGACAGUUCUAUGAAUGUUUAGAAACUUAUGUUCACCUUGCUUUCUAUAAAAUCGUCCAAACCCUUGUUCAGGUAAAAGAAUGGGACUCAACCACAGCGGAGUAGUAGUUUUAGCUCAAGUCAACAAACACAGGAAUUAAAUAAAUCGACAAGCAACGCCGUGGCCGCGGCGGAAGGUGGGUGAUGAGGACGAUGGAAUGGGCAGCGCGUAGAGAUCACCUCGGCGGAGUACCACGGAAGUUGAUCUUCAUGGCUGCCGGAGCAUUCUCCAAAACUGUAGCCAAUCUGCUCAACACCACCACCGUCUACAACCUCGAAACCCUCCUCCGCCACGUCCGCCACCGCCCUCCCGGAGUCCCUCUUCUCACCGUCGCCAAUCACAUGUCCACGUUGGAUGAUCCAUUGAUGUGGGGAUUCAAGGAUUUCCCGAUAACUGAUCCAGAAUUGGGGAGAUGGGUACUUGCAGCCGAAGACAUAUGCUUCAAAAAUCCAGUGCUUUCAUAUUUUUUCCGAAUCGGGAAAUGUAUUCCUAUAACAAGAGGAGGUGGAAUCUAUCAGGAGCACAUGGAUGAGGCUCUUGACCGUUUGACCGACGGAGCUUGGGUGCAUACGUUUCCAGAGGGGAAAGUAUGUCAAGAAGAUGCACCUAUAAGGCGGUUGAAAUGGGGAACUGCAAGUCUCAUUGCUCGUGCCCCUGUAACUCCCAUAGUCCUGCCAAUAUUUCAUCGUGGUUUUGAAAAGGUAAUGCCAGAGAAUUAUAUGUUUGGUCGAAGACCCCCUUUCCCUUUGUGUAAGAAGGAUAUAGAGAUAUAUAUCGGUGAGCCAAUUGUGUUCGACAUCCCUAAGCUGAAGCAGAUGGCUGUAGACACGUCGAGGAAGGAAUUUAUAUCACAUUGUCAUAGUGAAUGGCCCGAGACUGUGUGUGGAAUGGAUGAGGCAGCACAAAGAUGUCUCUACACCAAUAUAUCUGACCGAAUACAACUAGUCUUGGAGAAGUUGCGUACUGUUAGCAAAACAUGUUUGAACACAAACUGAUUCUUGAUUAUGGUUUAGGAAAUACUGAAUUAGCAGAGCAGGUUCUACGUUUUGAAACCCAUUUUUGACUAUGGGCAUUUUUGUUGGUUCGAUUUGUCAGGUUUUCGGAUUGCCGUGAGAACCACCUCGAAAAACAAAUCGUAUUAGAUAAAAAAAAAUAUGAUCAUUGUUUGAAGAAAUAUGUUAAUUUUUUGUCAAGCAUUUUAGUAUGGCGAGAUGGGUAAACUGUAUAAAAUCAAUCACGAUUGUUUCGAAAUCUGCAUUCUGUUCAUUUUAUUGUGUUAAAUUUUCUUCGUGUU